GGGAGAUCCUUGGUGCUCAUUUUCUCCCCCGGAGGAACCAGUUUCGAGAUGGGUCGCCCUUUGGCUCGCCUGCUCUGCCUGAUGCUCUCCUUCCCGUGGAUCCAACCUGAUCUCCUGCGAAGCCACAUUAUCGGGGGCCAUGAAGCCAAGCCACAUUCCCGACCCUAUAUGGCCAUCCUGAAGUCAGACGAAGGUUACGUGUGUGGAGGAACCCUGAUAGCUCCGCAGUGGGUCAUGACUGCGGCACACUGCAUGAUGGAGUUCACUGUGGUUUUGGGUGCGCACAACGUCUAUCACAUGGAGAAGUCUCAACAAGUGAUUGGCGUGAAGUCCUACCAUAUGCAUCCGGGGUACGAUGAAAACACCUAUGCGAACGACAUGCUUCUCCUGAAGCUGGACUUUGAGGCAUCCCUCAACAAAGAUGUCCAGAUCAUGCCGUUGCCCAAAUCCCGCAGCGACCUCCCGGAGGGCACUCCCUGCAGCAUUGCCGGAUGGGGCCUGAUUGAUAAAGACGAGACCACCUCCACGCUGUUCGAGGCCAACGUCACCAUCUAUAACCGAAGGAAAUGCAAGGCCUUCUACCCUUACCUGGAGGACGGCAUGAUCUGCGCCGGCAGCUACAACCAGAUGCGGGAUACGAGCCAGGGGGACUCUGGAGGCCCGAUGAUCUGCAGGGGUGUGGUGCACGGGGUCGUUUCCUAUGGCUACAACAGCCCUCCUGGCGUUUACGCACGAGUUGCUUAUUAUCUCCGCUGGAUCGAGAGCGUCAUGGAGUCGAACCCAUGAGAACCCGGCACAACCAAGACCUUUGAUUCCCCCUUUUCAGCCUUCUGCAUGAUUAACAAUUUGCGUGGCAUUCUAACUAGCAGCUAACUACUUUUGGGGGUGCUUAUAACUGUAACUAUAACUAAUUACUUUUCAACCACAGGGGAAGUGUCCCAAAUGAUAGGAACAGAUGAGUGCAUGAGGGUUUAGCCUCGUCUAGUCCUCACUUUUAGCCUGAUCUUACCUCCUACCUGUUGUAGGAAAUAAAGAAGAGGACAGGAAAGGUCCCAAAAACUACCUGGUGUUCACUGGAGAAAAAGCAGGACAGAAGAGUGUCAAGCAGGGGAAAAAAACAUUGUGUUUGAGUUCUUUCGUAAGUAACACUGCACAAAAUAUUUGCUUUUAGUUACUUUUCACCCACUGAUUUAAAAAACCUCUAAAAGGCAUCAUGAACUGGCUUGGGUUGGGUAAGUAAGUACCUUUUAGAGGUGUUUUUUGUUUAAAGUAACUGAAAGCAACUCUUUUGAGUAGUUGCUACUUUUUAAAAAAAUCUAACUAGUAGCUAACUACUAAGAGAGCCUCAGAACUGUAACUGUAACUAAUUACUUUCCAAAAGUAACUGCCAAGCUCUGUUUAAUUCCCACCAGACCACUUCGGACUCUAUUUUCCUCAUCCCACUCCUGCAUGUUAAAGCCCUGAAAAGUCUUUCUUAUCCCAUCCAUUCACUUCUGCUGCCCUUUUAUAUGUAAUGCUUGGAAAUUACCAGGGAUGGGGGCCAAAAAGGUAAUAUUUUCCCCUUCUGCUUAGACCCGGAGCUCCCAGGUCCCCAGAUUGUCUGCUCUUCUAAGCCGUUCUAUCCACUCACCAUCACUGCCCCCCCUUUUCCCUGGGAAGCUCUCAGAAAACGCCGUCCUACGGGGAAAUCUCUUAUGCAUUUCAGAAGACGCCAUCGUGGUAAACCUUGCCGGUAACCCUCUUCCUUUGAUUCCAAAACUAAAGCAAAACUUUAAGAACUCCUCCUCUGUGCUAACUCCUUUGCCGACCUUUCUCUGUUGGCUGCAUCAAAUUAAUCAUUAAAAUAUAUAUUUUUGCAAUUUUUAA
Pogona vitticeps (central bearded dragon) is the source of this 1866-nucleotide messenger RNA. RefSeq names its product duodenase-1. NCBI's taxonomy places the organism in Eukaryota, Metazoa, Chordata, Lepidosauria, Squamata, Agamidae. Gene Ontology annotation, biological process: proteolysis. The record is from RefSeq and is a predicted model, not a curated record. Gene Ontology annotation, molecular function: serine-type endopeptidase activity.